UCGUGAAGAAGAAAGAAUCACUUUCUCUCCCCUGCAACCUAAAAUAUCCAUCAACACAGAUAACGUUCUUUGGUUGCAGAUGGCUUGGUGGAAAACCAUACUUUUAUUAUUGUUAAUUCAAACUUCAUCAGUUCCCGCUACCAACGAUAAUUUCGACUCAACGUUAUCUCGCUCCUCACAAUUUAGACAAUGGGAGAGCAAGCAGCUUCUGGGAUACGCUUUCAAACGGUUUGACUCUACAAGUUUAAUAUCGUGCGGUCAACAGUGUCUGAGAAACCAACGUUGCUCUUCAACAAACUUCAAGUGGUCCUCCUCUAAGAAGGACGGCGAAGGAACAUGUGAGCUGAACGACCACGAGCUUUCCUUUGUUGAGGAAAAUGUUAACUUCGUCCAUCAGGAAGAUGUAACGUUUUCCAUGAAGGUUCGAAAGGUCUGCCCACUUGAUUGGAUUGUUUUUGGACGCUCGUGUUAUCUCCUUUUCGACACCCCUACCCCGAAUUGGAGCGAUGCCCAGAGUAUCUGUCAGACUCAUGGGGCACACCUACCCAUUAUCAGAUCUUCCGAUGAAAACAACUUUAUGUGCCGUCUAGCUCUGAGCCAGCCAAACGGUAAAGUCAGCGGUACAUGGCUUGGACUUACACGGAGAAAACCCAAAGGUGCCUUCUACUGGGUUGAUGAUACACCUUUAGCGGGGCAGUUCUCUGCGUGGGCGGCUGGGGAACCGAAUAAUAGAAGAAACGAAGAGGAUUGUGCAUACAUUAUUUCUCAAGGAGGUGGACAGGGAAAGUGGAAUGACUGUGGAUGUACGUGUGCAUACCUUGCUCCACACGGGCCUGUGGUUCUUUGUCAGAAGGAAGUCAAGUGAGGGGUCAAUUCCUUGGGUGUUUCGACUUGAUGCAAGAAUUUGUUUUUCAGCAGCAACUACGAUGUGUUCGAUAGAGUGAAGAUAAUCAAAAGAAAAGGAAAUAUUAAGAUUUUUUAUCAUCCUUGAUCCCUGCAUAUGACUCCUUUGUGAGCCUUAGAGCGUAGGAUUAGGCCCUAAAAAACAGGAUCAAUUAAUUUUAAAUGGGCGAUGAUUCUUGUUCUUUUUCGAAUUUUUUAUCUGUAGGUUUAAUUUUUAUGCUUUUUACACUCUCUUUAACAGUAAAAACACCCUUUCGGUGCUCUCAAUCUCCCCUUGAAAACAAACGG
Molecule: messenger RNA, 1191 nt
Organism: Pocillopora verrucosa
Lineage: Eukaryota; Metazoa; Cnidaria; Anthozoa; Scleractinia; Pocilloporidae
Product: CD209 antigen-like protein A
Molecular function (GO): signaling receptor activity
Source: RefSeq, a predicted model, not a curated record